AUGGCGCAUGCCUCUGGCUCUGUUCGAAUGUUGGAUGAUGAUGAGAUCGAUCUGCCAAAAAGUGAAUGGUUUCAUAUUGUUUUGGCAGCUUUAGUGAUCACAAUAUGUUUCAACAUAACCGUUCUUUCUUACAGAUACUUUGCCAUAAUUCGCCGAGAAAAAUUGGAUAGAAUGAAUAAAAGCAAGGAAAUGAUUACGGAAACAUGGUAUCUUGAAAAAGAGGUGAUUAAGAAGGAAGCUGAGAACCGCCGCAAGAAGAGAGAAGCUGAGAAGAAAAAGCUUAUUUAG
Messenger RNA from Necator americanus (New World hookworm), 288 nucleotides. RefSeq lists its product as uncharacterized. The record is from RefSeq and is a predicted model, not a curated record. The coding region runs from base 1 to 288 and encodes 95 amino acids. The transcript has 4 exons. Lineage: Eukaryota; Metazoa; Nematoda; Chromadorea; Rhabditida; Ancylostomatidae.